AUGAUAGGGGGUCUGGGGGCUAAACCAUAUGAUGAGGUGUUGAGGGGCAUCCUCUUGGUGUACGACAUCACCAAUCGCUGGUCUUUUGAUGGAAUAGACCGAUGGAUCAAGGAGAUCGAUGAGGUCAGCCACCUUACAAUUAAACUUUUCUCCCUUUUCCCCCCCUCUCUUUCAGUCUUCAGCCUCCAAGACCUCUGUUGUCGGGCCAUCGUUUCCUGCACGCCGGUCCACCUGAUCGAUAAGCUACCGCUUCCCGUCACCAUCAAGAGCCACCUCAAAUCCUUCUCCAUGGCCAACGGCAUGAACGCUGUGAUGAUGCACGGGCGCUCGUACUCCCUGGCGAGCAGCGGAGGGGGCAGCAGCAGCAAGGGCAACAGCCUGAAGCGCUCCAAGUCCAUCCGCCCGCCACAGAGCCCGCCGCAGAACUGCUCGCGGAACAACUGCAAGAUCUCUUAGCGGGGAGGAAGUGCCCCCCCCCCGGGGACAGGUGGGGGAGGGCUGUCUCCUCCAAGCGCAUGCACCUGCUCGCCGAUGUACAGAUGUCGACACCGCACGUCACCCAUUCCUCGGUCGCCCGCGUCAGCCACGGGUUUGCAAAAGAAGCGGCUCAGUGUGGCGGGAGCCCAGGCGCGAGGAAGGGCAAGGGCGCACCACGCUAGCUUUCCCAGAAUGCAAUA
Thamnophis sirtalis is the source of this 677-nucleotide messenger RNA. The record is from RefSeq and is a predicted model, not a curated record. Lineage: Eukaryota; Metazoa; Chordata; Lepidosauria; Squamata; Natricidae.